CGAAGAAGAGCUGGAGGUAAACAUGUCGGCUCGCUGCUGUCACGGAGUAGCUCGGAUGAACUUGAACCACGUUUAGCUCGCACGGAUCCGCGUGAGAGAGCCGCACCGUGCCGCGCUGUUCCCGGAGGAUGGCAUACCGCUACCUGCGGCUGUCGGCGGGCUGCCGCAGCCUGUUCCGCUCGCUGAUGCCCUCCGGAGCUUCGGCCAGGCUGGUGGCAUCUUCAACCACAGGACAGUUGCAGAGUGGGCGGAGCCUGCUGAGUGACCUGCUGGGAGCCUACAGGAGGCUAAGCUCUAAACCUCCAAAAGGUUUCGAGAAAUAUUUUCCAGACAGUCAAAAAACUCCAAAAAACACUGAAGCUGAAGCUGCAGCCAAAGAAUCCAAACCUGCUAAUCCCCAGGGAGCAUCAGGGAGGUCGACGGGGGGAGGAGGAGGAGGAGGAGGAGGAGGAGGAGGAAAGCGAGGAGGUCGUAAGGAUGAGUCGCACUGGUACAGCCGUCUGCAGAAGGGGGAGGUGCCUUGGGACGAUAAGGAGUUUCGGAUGUACUUCCUGAGUGGCGUGGCAUUCUGGACUACUGUCACUUACUACUUCUUCCUGAGGGACGGAGGACGCGAGGUCACCUGGAAAGACUUUGUCAACAACUACCUGUCCAAAGGAGUGGUGGAUCGAUUGGAGGUGGUGAACAAGCGUUAUGUGAAGGUGGUUUUCUCUGCGGGGAAGACACCAGUGGAUGGGCAAUAUGUCUGGUUCAACAUCGGCAGUGUGGACACGUUCGAGAGGAACCUGGAGACGGCGCAGUAUGAACUGGGCAUCGAAGGCGAGAACAGGCUGCCCGUGGUCUACUCCACUGAGAGCGACGGCACGUUCCUACUGAGCAUGCUCCCCACCGUGCUCAUCAUCGGUUUCCUUCUCUUCAUGCUGCGGCGAGGCCCCACAGGGGCAGGCCGUCCCGGCCGGGGGAUGGGUGGGUUGUUUAGCGUCAGUGAAACGACAGCGAAGAUCCUGAAAGAUGAAAUCGACGUGAAGUUCAAAGAUGUGGCGGGCUGCGAGGAGGCCAAGCUGGAGAUCAUGGAGUUUGUGAACUUCCUGAAGAACCCCAAGCAGUACCAGGACCUGGGUGCUAAGAUCCCCAAGGGCGCCAUCUUGACGGGUCCUCCAGGAACUGGAAAGACUCUCCUGGCCAAAGCGACGGCCGGCGAGGCCAAUGUGCCCUUCAUCACGGUCAACGGCUCAGAGUUCCUGGAGAUGUUUGUGGGCGUUGGUCCUGCAAGGGUAAGAGACCUCUUCGUCAUGGCGAGGAAGAACGCCCCCUGCAUCCUUUUCAUCGAUGAGAUUGACGCUGUGGGGCGAAAGAGGGGGCGGGGGAACUUUGGUGGUCAGAGUGAGCAGGAGAACACUCUGAACCAGCUGCUGGUGGAGAUGGACGGGUUCAACACGGCCACCAACGUGGUGGUUCUGGCAGGAACCAACAGACCGGAUAUCCUGGACCCUGCGCUGAUGAGACCCGGGCGCUUUGACAGACAGAUCUACAUCGGGCCUCCUGACAUCAAAGGACGGGCAUCCAUCUUUAAAGUCCACCUGCGUCCCUUGAAGCUUGAGCCCAACAUGGACAAAGACUCUCUGGCUAAGAAAAUGGCCGCCCUCACACCUGGAUUCUCAGGUGCUGACAUCGCCAACGUUUGUAAUGAGGCAGCUCUGAUUGCCGCUCGCCACCUUUCGGAUGCCAUCAGCCAGAAGCACUUUGAGCAGGCCAUCGAGAGAGUCAUCGGAGGUCUGGAGAAGAAGACUCAGGUCCUGCAGCCCGAGGAGAAGAAGACAGUGGCAUAUCAUGAGGCUGGCCAUGCUGUUGCUGGAUGGUUCCUUGAGCACGCUGACCCUCUGCUGAAGGUGUCCAUCAUCCCCAGAGGGAAGGGUCUAGGUUAUGCUCAGUACCUGCCAAAAGAGCAGUACCUGUACACCAAGGAGCAGCUGCUGGACCGGAUGUGCAUGACUCUGGGGGGCCGAGUCUCCGAGGAGAUUUUCUUCGGUCGGAUCACCACUGGGGCUCAAGAUGACCUCCGAAAGGUGACGCAGAGCGCCUACGCCCAGAUCGUUCAGUUUGGGAUGAACCCAAAGGUGGGCCAGGUGUCCUUUGAUCUGCCGCGGCAGGGCGAGAUGGUUCUGGAGAAGCCAUACAGCGAGGCCACAGCCCGCCUCAUCGACACCGAGGUCAGAGCCCUGAUUGGUGAGGCGUACCAGAGAACCCAUCAGCUGCUCAACGACAAGAAGGCCGAGGUGGAGAAGGUGGCGCAGCGGCUGCUGGAGAAGGAAGUUCUGGAUAAGAAUGACAUGGUGGAGCUGCUCGGCAAACGGCCCUUUGCCGAGAAGUCAUCGUAUGAGGAGUUCGUAGAAGGAACUGGUGGCGAGGACGAGGACACGACGCUGCCCGAGGGUCUGAAGGACUGGAACCAGGAAAGGAGGCCAGACAAGGAGGAGAGCACGGACGAGCAGGUAGCCCGGCAGAUCUCCGGAGGAAUGCCCUUCUAGAACCUCCACCGGACCUCCGGGUUCCUUUCCCGCCGUCGGCCGCUGAUCAGGAAAAUCUCAGUUUUCCAGAUGAACUGCAGCAGGUCCAAAGUAGAACCUGAAGAUCUAAAGAACGUUUCCUGUGUAGAACAUCACGUAUUUAUUGAUCUGAGACUAUCGACAGUGCUACGCUUCGAUUAAAUCCAUUAUCCUCAUCAUUGUGGUAACAUGUUGCUGGAGGUCCGAGAUCAGAUAUUGAUUAGUUAUUGAUCAGUCGUUGCUAGCAUGCUGUUUCAUAAUCUGAAUCAAUGUGUUUCACAUGUUUAAAUAAAGUUGCAGAAACUGACAUCAUCAAUCAA
Archocentrus centrarchus (flier cichlid) is the source of this 2866-nucleotide messenger RNA. It is a transcript of the gene afg3l2, whose product is annotated as AFG3-like AAA ATPase 2. Gene Ontology annotation, molecular function: zinc ion binding; ATP hydrolysis activity; ATP binding. The transcript has 17 exons. Gene Ontology annotation, biological process: mitochondrial protein processing. Gene Ontology annotation, cellular component: membrane; m-AAA complex. Bases 129 to 2528 code for a protein of 799 amino acids. Lineage: Eukaryota; Metazoa; Chordata; Actinopteri; Cichliformes; Cichlidae. The record is from RefSeq and is a predicted model, not a curated record.